AUGGCAUUUAAAGACACAACUACGCUUCCCCAAAUCAUUUUAUGGUAUCGCCGAAUGACCACGAAGCUCAGUUUAUUUUUAUCUUCACUGACGUCUAAGACUAUUGAAGCUACAGCAGCAUUAAGUGUGGCUCGAGUUUGCUGUGAGUGGGUGCUGUUGGAGACUUUGUACUAUACGCGUUUUGGGAUUGUUGUUCGCCGGCCUUGGUUGGCUGUACCCUCUCUUCUCCGCCUUGGACAGAAAUCUUAUCCACAGUGA
This is a messenger RNA of Penicillium expansum, 258 nucleotides long. RefSeq lists its product as uncharacterized. Lineage: Eukaryota; Fungi; Ascomycota; Eurotiomycetes; Eurotiales; Aspergillaceae. The transcript has a single exon. The coding region runs from base 1 to 258 and encodes 85 amino acids. The record is from RefSeq and is a predicted model, not a curated record.